AUGGUCGUCACUGUCCCCACCGCCAGCCUCGAAGGCAAGGUUGCCCUCAUCACCGGCGCCGGCCGCGGCAUCGGACGCGGCUGUGCCAUCGAGCUCGGCAAGCGUGGUGCCUCCGUCGUCGUCAACUACGUCUCCUCCAAGGGCCCCGCUGAGGAGGUCGUCAAGAUCAUCGAGGGCUUCGACAACGGCGCCAAGGCCAUCAGCAUCCAAGCCGACGUGUCAAAGGUCUCCGAAAUCACCCGCCUGUUCGAGGAGGCCAAGAAGCACUUCGGAAAGCUCGACAUCGUCAUGAGCAACUCGGGCACAGAGAGCUGGGACAAGACCGAGGACAUCACCGAAGAGAAAUUCGACCACGUCUUCAACCUCAAUGCGCGAGCUCAGUUCUUCGUUGGCCAGGCCGCAUACAAGUACAUUGAGGAUAACGGCCGGGUGAUCCUUAUGAGCUCGAUUGCGGCGGGUCUGUUGGGCGUCAAGGACCACGCGCUGUACAAUGCCUCGAAGAUGGCUGUUAUUGGCAUGAUCAAGGCAUUCGCAACGGACUUUGGCAAGCGCGGUAUCACAGUCAACGGUGUGGCCCCUGGUGGCAUCAAGAGCGAUAUGUUCACCCAGAACGCGUGGCACUACAUCCCAGGCGGCACUCCGGACAUUCCGGCCGCGACUGUCGAGAAGUUGAUGGCGGAUCACUGCCCGCUAGGACGAUGCGCAACGCCCGAGGAUGUUGCGAGGGUGGUUGGCUUUUUGUCCAGCGAAGACGGUGGCUGGGUCAAUGGCCAAGUCAUCACCAUCUCCGGUGGUUCGUCCCAGUAG
Molecule: messenger RNA, 807 nt
Organism: Mytilinidion resinicola
Lineage: Eukaryota; Fungi; Ascomycota; Dothideomycetes; Mytilinidiales; Mytilinidiaceae
Product: 1,3,6,8-tetra-HN reductase
Exons: 2
Coding region: 1-807 (268 amino acids)
Molecular function (GO): oxidoreductase activity
Source: RefSeq, a predicted model, not a curated record